UUUCAACUUCAACUUAUUCAAGAAAAAAAUCAAAGACUUUACAGACGUAAUUAAGCGAUCAGUUUAUUAUUAAUUUUAUACAUACCUACGUUAUGAUAGUUAUCUCCAUGUAACGGUUGUGAGAUAUCGUCGAUACAUAAAAUAUUUGGGGCUCCACCGAAAAUUGUGUUAGUUUUAUUACGUAGCAUAAUGGCAGCAUAUCCCAAUCAAACAAACAGCCCCCCACAAACAAUGGGUUCAACUAAUACAGUUUUCCUAACAGAAACAAGGUUUGACUCUUCAUAUAUCAAGACACCUCCUGGUAUAAUGAAAAUUGUAGUCAUUGUUUUAAAUCUUCUUGGCUUCAUCUGCAUACAAUCAUCAGCAUUUUGGAACAAUGGUAGAGGAGUGUACUUCAAUAUAGUAGCUCACAUUGGACUCUGGUUCUCGGGGAUCCUUCUUUUGCUGUACUUGUUCCAUAUAGUGGAGAAGUAUCACAAGUUCAAGUGGCUUGUAAUAGAGAUGAUUGUCUACGGGGUUAUUGCAUUUCUCUACCUGAUUGCGUCAACUAUUGUUGUUGCUUUCGGCUCAGCUGCAUACUCUGCUGGUGGGUUCUUCGGGUACUUGGCAAUGGUGGUGUACGGGGCGGACGCAUUCCUGAAGAUGCGGGCGUGGCGCGCAGGCGAACUCGCGCAGGGACACCGCGUGAUGACCAAGCAGACGCACGUCACCGCGCCGCCCGCAUUGCCGUAGCUCGCACCACGCCUCACAAAACAUUACGGUACAACACAAUGGAUAGGCCCAUGCAUCAAAUAAUUACCUGCACUGCGUCCAAAUAUAUCAUCUAUUUAUUUUUAAAGGAUAUUGAAAAGUAUUGAUGAUGCGGGUACUGUAAAAGUUAUUACGUCGAAAACUACUGAAAUUAAACGAUUUUUGCCAGAGAGGAAAGAGAUAUGUAUUCAGCAAGCGUUCAACAAGUACAGACUUUUAGAAUGGUUAAAAAUUCAAAUUGGGAUUAACGAAAUCUUGGUUUGUGUGGUACUCCACUAGUGAUUGAAAAAUGUUGCUCCUCACAAAAUUGUAGGCGCUUAGCGUAACGGCGUAUUGGUGCGAACAGGUACUGUUGCAUUAUUUUGAAUCAAAUGAGCGUCUUUAUAUUAUUUAUAGUAUGCACAUCAAAAAUUUUAUGCAAUUGAAAAGCGUGUGUUAUUAAAGUUUUUAAGGUUUUGACCGUUUCGCUUUGUUGCUUAUGCAGACUGUAAAAAAGAAUUAUUAAGAAGUGUUUCAAUGAUGAAUAGAACCAUUGGAGUUAAUUCUUGACAGAUUUUUAAUUGCACUUUAAUGCAAUUAUUUUGUAUUUUAUACAAUCAGUAUUUUUGUUACGACGCUUUUUAACUAUUUUUAAUGUAAGUCUAAAAAUGUAACCAGAGAUAUAAGACUAGGAAUAUCUGAUCACAAGUUAACAAUAAAAGUCAUCAACUUGUCUUAUCGACCCAGACAAUGUUGUUACAAAAAGCCGAAACCCCCCCCCCCUCCGCCCGGCGCUGUGCGAUAGAACGAGUCGACUAUAUGUUUAUCUCUCGCUCACACAUGAGCAUGAGAUCUUCGCUAUAUCACAUGCUAACUUUAUUUAAUUACUCACAAACAAUGGAGUAUAAGAAAACAUUUUUUUAUUUAGUCAUGCAAAAAAAUAUAAUUAUUUUGUAAAAAUUGCCAGAGCAGUGUUUUAAUGUUCACACGAUCAUUUUAAUUUAUUUUGGCUUAAUGAACACACUAUAUUUACAAAACGAUGUACUUAAAAUAUUUAUUAGUUAACUUUCUAGUCCAUAAGCAUUCAUUGUAUAUUUUCCUUACAAUUACUUACAAUGUCUUUUACUGUGCGGCUUUAAGUUUAAUUAAGUUAUAAUAAAUAUAAUAGACACAAUGAUUAGCUUCGCUAGUAAACAGUUGUCCUUAAUAUACUAAUAUUAAAUGGUUUGGUGCUAACUGAGUAUCAUUAUAUGUAGUCAAUAUCAACACUUAAUUAAAUUAAUGUAUAUUUUCAUACAAAAAGCUUUGUAAAUAUGUAAUGUUUAAGCGUUAUUUUAAACUUUAUAUUAUCACUAUUUUAAUGUGACAUUUUAUAGAUCCGCAAAGUUGCUCCGUCCUUCAUCCAGCACUGCUCAUGCUUGUGCCAAAACAUAUUAUAUAUGUGUACCCUUAUUAAUUAAUAGCUGUAAAGUUUUAAAACAAACUCACCUCGUAUUUAGACCAACGAGACUUUGAAAAAGCCUAAAAACUGCAGUAUAUUACUUCUCAACAUCUGCCGAAGGAAUAUCAUCUUUUUAUAGUCAUUUUCACCCUCCCCACCCAAUUUAUAUCUUUAGGGGAUGAAUUUAGUCAAAAUCUAUUAUAGUGCUCACGUCACCGUUGGGUUCUGAGACCAAAUCUCUGUAUAAAACAUCUUUGACAAAACAGUUAUAACAAUAUGUUUUAAGCGCGA
Papilio xuthus (Asian swallowtail) is the source of this 2461-nucleotide messenger RNA. Its product is annotated as CKLF-like MARVEL transmembrane domain-containing protein 4. The record is from RefSeq and is a predicted model, not a curated record. Lineage: Eukaryota; Metazoa; Arthropoda; Insecta; Lepidoptera; Papilionidae. The transcript is spliced from 5 exons. Gene Ontology annotation, cellular component: membrane. The coding region runs from base 190 to 732 and encodes 180 amino acids.